This is a messenger RNA of Eupeodes corollae, 2293 nucleotides long. Its product is annotated as sodium- and chloride-dependent glycine transporter 1. Gene Ontology annotation, biological process: sodium ion transmembrane transport. NCBI's taxonomy places the organism in Eukaryota, Metazoa, Arthropoda, Insecta, Diptera, Syrphidae. The transcript is spliced from 10 exons. Gene Ontology annotation, cellular component: membrane. Bases 348 to 2150 code for a protein of 600 amino acids. The record is from RefSeq and is a predicted model, not a curated record. Gene Ontology annotation, molecular function: glycine transmembrane transporter activity.
UUGAUUCACAAGUCAUCAUCAACACAAACCGAUCGGUCGUUCUAGGGAGCUAAUCUCUUCUGGAUGCUCCAGUGAUAACGCGAUGUGUAUGGCGAUCCUUAAGGCAAUAUAUUUUCGGUUAAUAAAAACUGCAUUUUCGAAGAUAUAAAAUAAAGCUAAAAACUAUUUUAGCACCAUUAUUAAGUUAAAAUAAGUUUAAUUUUAAUAUUACAUGUGAUUUUCCCUUCUUAUACUCUUGAUUAAUAAAUUUGAUUUAUUGUGGCAAGUCUUAGAAGAAGUACAAAAAAUAAUAAAAAUAAAUUUCGUGCAAGUGCAGAUAGAAAGUUUUGUAAAAUUUUUAAGGCACCAUGACAAGUAGCACUGACAUCAGAAAUAGGGAUAAACUGAUGUAUGCAGGUGAUGGAAGCGGUGCUGAAAAUGAUGUCCAUGAGCGAUUCGAACAUGACGUAAAUCGCGGUAAAUGGGCUUCGAAAACAGAAUUUCUGCUGUCCUGUAUUGGAUAUGCUGUGGGCAUAGGAAAUGUUUGGAGAUUUCCUUACCUAUGCUAUCGCAGCGGAGGUGGUGCUUUCCUCGUUCCAUACCUCUUAAUGCUGUUCCUCUGUGGUAUACCGCUAUUCUUCAUGGAAAUCAUCAUAGGCCAAUUUUCAAGUACAGGAUGUAUUGAAAUGUUCAGACUGUCACCCAUAUUUAAAGGAACUGGAUAUGCGAUCGUUGUGGUGAAUUUCCUUUGUACAUGCUACUAUUCUGUGAUCAUUUCAUAUCCUGUUAUGUUUAUUAAAAGAAUUUUAAAUAAAGACCUUCCAUGGGAUUCUUGUGAUAAUGCAUGGAAUACAGAUCGAUGUGUUGAAGUUCUUGAGCUUAGUAAGAAAAACUAUACAGAUAAAAAUAGUUUUCGAACGCCAGCUGAUGAAUUUUUCCAUCUGGAGUUAUUAAAAAUCUCAAGUGGAAUCGAUGAACUUGGGUCGAUUGUGUGGCCAUUGUUUUGGUGUCUGGUCUUCACAUGGCUAGUUGUCUAUUUUAGUAUUAUUGGUGGAAUAAAAACGGUUGGAAAAGUUGUGUAUUUCACAGCUACUUUUCCCUUCUUCAUUCUGAUAAUUCUCUUCAUUCGAGGCAUUACUCUGCCAGGUGCCAUGAAAGGAAUCCUCUUCUACAUCAAACCCGAAUGGGUUAAAUUGUUGGAUCUAAAGGUCUGGGCAGAUGCAGCUAUUCAAAUAUUCUUCUCGCUUGGACCCGGAUGGGGAGGCAUUGUUAAUAUGUCAAGUUUCAAUAAAUUCCACAAUAAUGCCAAAAGCGAUGCAAUUCUAAUUCCAAUUAUAAACUGCUCCACAAGUAUUUUUGCUGGUUUUGUGGUCUUUUCAGUUUUGGGUUAUUUAUCGGAACAAUCGGGAAUUCCAGUAGCAGAUGUGGCUACUUCUGGACCGGGAUUAGCAUUUGUGACAUAUCCACAGGCUAUUGCAAUGCUUCCGCUUCCACAUGUGUGGGCGGGAUUAUUUUUCACCAUGCUAUUUUUAUUGGGUUUGGACAGUGUGUUUGUCCAAAUCGAAGCCAUUAUUUCUUCAGUUCUCGAUGAAUGUGUCAGUUUGAGAAAAUAUAAAUUUAUUGUGACACUAGGAUCGUGUUCCGUAAUGUUUUUGAUGUCAAUUCUUAUGGUUACACAGGGUGGCAUGUACAUUCUACAACUUUUCGAUUGGUAUUCAGCAUCGGUGUCAGUGAUAUUAAUUUGUAUGAUUGAAGUCAUGAUUGUCGGAUGGUUUUAUGGAGUCGAGAAUUUCACAAAUGACAUUUACUUCAUGAUUGGCAGAUAUCCCGGCAAAUUAUGGUUAAUGUGUUGGAAAUAUAUUACACCAGUGAUUUUAAUUGGAAUUUUCUUCACAUCGAUCGUAUUCAAUCGAAACGUCACCUAUAAUGGAGUCGUCUAUCCAAGUUGGGCCAUUGCUGUCGGUUGGUGUAGUUGUGGCGCAUCUAUAAUUUGUAUUCCAAUAUAUUUCGCUUAUAUGAUUUUAUCAAAAGAUGGAUCUGCAGGAGAAAUUAUUGAAUAUUACUCGAAGGCAAUUGAUUGGACACCAGCAGAUUCUCAGCAUAAGAGAGAGUAUGAAAGAUUCCUGAGAAGUCACAGCAAAGAAGUUGAAAUGGGAGUGAGAGUGCAAUAGAAUUUCUUCUUCGUAUGACAAUAAUUAAUAUUCUUAUAGCAUUCGUAUUGACGUAAACAAAUUAAAAAUGAUCCAUGUAUAUAAAAAUAUGUAUACGUGUUAUUAAAAUCGUAUUGCAAAAGAAAUUGCCAUACAAAACAAAA